This is a messenger RNA of Neurospora tetraspora, 516 nucleotides long. RefSeq lists its product as uncharacterized. The transcript has a single exon. The record is from RefSeq and is a predicted model, not a curated record. Lineage: Eukaryota; Fungi; Ascomycota; Sordariomycetes; Sordariales; Sordariaceae. Bases 70 to 432 code for a protein of 120 amino acids.
GGAACCUUUAACGCCAAAGCAGGUGAUGAGCCCCACUAUGCCCCGCACAUUGAGAUAGCUGGACAUAAUAUGUGCAGGCGGCAACGGCAGCCCGGGCUUGCAAUUUCAAUAUUCUGUAGCAUUUUCACACGAACCUCGACCCUUUGGAGCCCAGCUGCUUCUCCUUCCACUCUUCCCUUCCAUGAUCUUCAGAUAGCUUCCGCUCGCGUCCUGGACUAUCACGACCUCCACCACCAGAGCCGUACUAUAACGGGCGUGCUUUACCGCCUCCCGUUGUUCACUCUGCCGACAAAAACUAAGGCGCCCGUCUUAGUAGCUUGCCCUUUACAUUUUCUUGGACGACAACACCCCUCCCUUCUCGACACGUGCAGUCCCCCGGGCACCUCGACAUUUGCGCGCAACUCCUCGAUCCCGAUUUUGAUCCCAUCUUAGCCCGUACAUCGCAUACCAUAUACCCCGGAACGGCUACCAGGCUUAUACCCCGACUAGAUUUUGGAACUUCGACUGGAUCGUACA